Messenger RNA from Ochlerotatus camptorhynchus, 1466 nucleotides. It is a transcript of the gene Rpt1, whose product is annotated as 26S proteasome regulatory subunit Rpt1. The record is from RefSeq and is a predicted model, not a curated record. NCBI's taxonomy places the organism in Eukaryota, Metazoa, Arthropoda, Insecta, Diptera, Culicidae. Gene Ontology annotation, biological process: proteasome-mediated ubiquitin-dependent protein catabolic process. Gene Ontology annotation, molecular function: ATP hydrolysis activity; ATP binding; proteasome-activating activity. The coding region runs from base 90 to 1394 and encodes 434 amino acids. The transcript has 5 exons. Gene Ontology annotation, cellular component: proteasome regulatory particle, base subcomplex.
AUUUGUGAGACUUUUGUUACGCAGGCUUUCUAGUUUGUAAAUUUCAUCUCGUUUUUCUACCUAGAUUCGGCUUAAAUACAACAAUUAAAAUGCCUGACCAUCUUGGAGACGAUAUGCGCAAAGUGAAACUCGACAACAAGGAGACGGAACCUGAGAUUGAAGCUCUUGAUGAAGUUGAUAUCGAACUUCUGAAAACCUACGGCCAAGGCCAGUACCACAAAUCGAUCAAACAAAUCGAAGAUGACAUCCAGAAAUCCAUCAAACAGGUGAAUGAACUCACCGGAAUAAAGGAAAGCGAUACCGGGUUGGCACCGCCCGCUCUUUGGGAUCUGGCUGCUGAUAAACAGAUUCUUCAGAAUGAACAACCCUUACAGGUUGCUCGUUGCACGAAGAUCAUCAAUGCAGACUCGGACGAUCCCAAAUAUAUUAUCAAUGUAAAGCAAUUUGCGAAGUUCGUGGUUGAUUUGGCUGACUCUGUGGCCCCUACCGAUAUCGAAGAAGGAAUGCGUGUAGGUGUGGACCGUAACAAGUACCAGAUUCAUAUUCCUCUUCCACCGAAGAUUGAUCCCACGGUGACCAUGAUGCAGGUCGAGGAGAAACCCGAUGUCACAUACAGCGAUGUAGGCGGAUGCAAGGAACAAAUCGAAAAGUUACGAGAAGUGGUCGAAACCCCUCUACUGCAUCCGGAAAAGUUCGUCAACCUUGGCAUUGAACCGCCAAAGGGAGUACUGUUGUUCGGUCCACCCGGCACAGGUAAGACGCUAUGCGCGCGAGCUGUUGCCAAUCGCACGGAUGCAUGUUUCAUUCGUGUGAUUGGUUCGGAACUGGUUCAGAAAUAUGUAGGUGAGGGUGCCCGUAUGGUGCGUGAACUGUUCGAAAUGGCUCGCUCGAAAAAAGCUUGUCUAAUUUUCUUCGAUGAAAUUGACGCCAUCGGUGGGGCCCGUUUUGAUGAUGGAGCUGGCGGGGACAAUGAAGUACAGAGAACUAUGCUGGAAUUAAUCAACCAGCUCGAUGGUUUCGAUCCGCGUGGUAAUAUUAAGGUAUUGAUGGCAACCAACCGUCCAGAUACACUGGAUCCUGCUCUGAUGCGUCCUGGUCGGUUGGAUCGUAAGGUGGAAUUCGGUCUGCCUGAUCUGGAAGGUAGAACGCACAUUUUUAAAAUCCAUGCUCGGUCGAUGUCCGUCGAAAGGGACAUCCGUUUUGAACUGUUGGCACGUCUCUGUCCCAACUCUACUGGGGCUGAAAUCCGUUCGGUCUGCACUGAAGCAGGUAUGUUUGCUAUUAGAGCGAGGCGCAAGGUUGCAACCGAGAAAGACUUCCUCGAGGCCGUAAAUAAGGUCAUUAAGAGCUACGCAAAAUUCAGCGCCACUCCGAGAUAUAUGACUUACAAUUAGGCUAGCUAGUUUAUUUCAGUGGCGUGUUUAUGUUUUGAUCCGUAAUCUAACAUUAUUGGAAAAUAUACUUGU